Messenger RNA from Symbiodinium necroappetens, 542 nucleotides. Lineage: Eukaryota; Dinophyceae; Suessiales; Symbiodiniaceae. The record is from the annotation of a GenBank genome assembly.
AUGCAUCCGGGUUGCCUGGACACUCAAGGCCACUUGGGAGCUAAAGCUCCUUUGUUGGAGUUUCUCGGCAGACUUGUUGCCAGGCAGGAAAAGAGUCUAAGAGAGGUUCUCGCCCCCUUCUCUUCCUGGGAGACUCGGUCGGUCGGUUGCGGGUCGCAACAGCCGCCGAAUCAACAUGGCCCUUGCAUUGUCUCCAAGAUUCUGAGUGACAUUGGCUUAGGAGAGCCGGUUUCUGCACCCGCAGAUGAUGGUUGGCGGUUCGGAGAGGAUGACAGGAAGAAGAGCAGACCCCCGGAUUGGGUGCUGGAAGGCGAUCCUGCCCGCAUCCACGAGGGUUCGAAGUUGGAUGAUGCCUGCGCCGGCUUUGCCUGGCGCCCCGGCAAAGACAAGUGCACGCAAGGUAUCUGGCUUUGGAGCUCUCCUUUUGUCUUCCGGGAUCAGGAUGGCCGAAAAAUCGCCGUGCUCCUGAUGGACACACAAGGUGCUUGGGACGAUACCAUGACCAAAGCGCAAAGGCUUGGCUUGCUGCUUACACUGCACUU